AUGGCGGCUAUACAAUGUUUGAAAAGGAAGAGAUUAUAUGAGCAACAAGUUGAACAGCUUGGCAACUUCCAGCUCCGUAUCCAUGAUCAAAUGAUUAUGUUGGAAGGUGCCAAAGCAACAACAGAGACUGUAGAUGCUUUGAGGACUGGUGCUGCUACUAUGAAAGCUAUGCAGAGAGCUACAAACAUUGAUGAUGUUGACAAGACGAUGGAUGAGAUCAAUGAGCAAACCGAUAACAUGAAACAGAUCCAAGACGCAUUGUCUGCUCCCUUUGGCUCUGCUGCUGAUUUCGAUGAGGUAAAAUUUCCCCUUUAUUCCCACGAUCAUCAUACUCUUUAGAAACAAACAAUCUCCCCUUCUCUUACAUCCGCUUGAUCUGUAGAUUUAAUCAAAAGUUCAAUUCAAAUAAAAAACAUAUCUUUUAACUAGAUGCUCUUCUUCUCCAUCUUCUUCUUCUUUGUUGAUAACAAACAAUAACUAUACUUGAGGUUAAUUAUCUUGUUUUGGGGAAUUGACCUAAUCUAAAAACAUCGUUUCUUAAAUUUGAAUAAGGAUAAAAGAGAGUAACGCGACAUACCGAUCAAAACACAGAUCUCGAACCUUUGUUUAAAAACUACAAUCUGUGUUUUAUUAGGGAUUGUCAAGAAACCUCUGAGUUUGAAGAAGCAGCAAGACACGAGAUGUUUUGAUGAACGUCGUUAAGUCUACAUCUUCCUUUUUUUUCUUUUAAAGCUAUUUUCCUUUUUUUUUUCUUUAGUUUUAAUAUUUUUUUUGACUAAUGCAAUUUGAUUGGUAAUCAAUAGUGAGGUGAAUUAGAGGAUUCACCAUAGGGGUGAACCCAAGUAUUGUUCCUUUUUCUCUUACUUUUUUUUCCUUGUUAUAUUCGUUGACUUCACACACUGUGCACUACAUGUGUGGUCAAUGGUCAUGUAGUCAUGUGUGGUUUUAGGAAUAUGAAUAUAUUUAUAUAUAUUAAAAAACAACACAAGUCAAUGGUUAUAGUCUGCUUUCUAGUAAAAAGACCAUAUAACAUUCCAAAGUCUUAACAAGAGAGUUUGGAUCUUAUUCAAAGAAAAUAGCCGGGAUGAUCAAUCAUAUACGUAUAUCUUCUCGGUAAACGCUUCCUU
Brassica napus (rape) is the source of this 1127-nucleotide messenger RNA. RefSeq names its product vacuolar protein sorting-associated protein 32 homolog 1-like. Gene Ontology annotation, biological process: vesicle budding from membrane; late endosome to vacuole transport via multivesicular body sorting pathway. NCBI's taxonomy places the organism in Eukaryota, Viridiplantae, Streptophyta, Magnoliopsida, Brassicales, Brassicaceae. Gene Ontology annotation, cellular component: cytoplasmic side of plasma membrane; multivesicular body; ESCRT III complex. The transcript has 4 exons. The record is from RefSeq and is a predicted model, not a curated record. Bases 1 to 339 code for a protein of 112 amino acids.